CAAACAUUCCUUUCUUUCCUCCUUUUGUCAGCCACACCAAACGCCGUCGAUUUCGCUUCUGUAACCCUAACCCCAUCGAACGACUUCUUCUCACCCCCCCCCCCCCCCCCCCCUCGAGUAAAACCCUCUUCCUCCUCUGGGCGGCGGUCGAGAAGUCGGCGGCAAGUCCUCCUCCGUGCGCGACCGAACAAGAAGCUCCACCACACGAGCUUCUCCUCCAGCCGGCGACCGAGAAGACAUCGACCUGACGCGCGACCUUGAGUUCUCCUCAUUGCGUUUCUUCUUCAAUCUUGCUUGCAACUGGGAAAGAUAGUUGCUGAGUUUGCUAAUUGCUUGGUCGAGGCUACAACGGAGUUGCAGUACAAGUAUAUAAAAAUCUCCUCCAGGACCUAUAUAUGUUGUCUAUCUCUGAAUAUAUCAUCUAGAACCAUAAAGUUAUGUCAAACCAUAUCACUGUCAAACCGGUGAUUGUGGACUUGUGUGGUCUCUGGCGGCUGGAGCCUGGAAGAGAAAGCCAGAACGCGCCGCCGCCCUUCUUUGCACUGUGCAUCUCUUUUUCUUUCCCCUGUCUGCUUGCUCCGGAUUUCCCAUUGUUUCCCUACCGUCUUCCUCCCCGCUCCAUUUUUCGCUGCUGUUGAGAAGCCGCCAAUGGAGAUCAAAGAAUUUUCUUUUCCUGCGGAUUCUGUCCCCUUGGCAGUGAUUGCGGCCGCUAGGGUUUCCGGUUUCAGUCUCCCGUUGGAGUCUCGUAAACCGUCUUCUACUCCAACUUUCGUCUUCUCUAAUGGGCUGGAAUUACAUGGGACUAGUGUACUCCUUCGGUAUAUCGGCCGAGCAGCCAGCAGCAUGCCGAAUUUCUACGGCCAGAAUCCUUAUGAAUCCAGCCAGCUGUUUGCUUCCCACCAGGUUGAUGAGUGGCUGGAAUACGUGCCUGUACUUUCUUCAGGAUCUGAGUUCGAGAGUGCAUGCAAGUUUGUGGACUCCUAUAUCUCUAAGAGAACCGUGUUGGUAGGACAUUUUUUUACUAUCGCUGACAUAGUAGUCUGGUCAGGCCUUGCAGCUACUGGGCCAAGGUGGGAAAGUUUAAGGAAGUCGAAGAAGUAUCAAAAUCUAGUUCGUUGGUUCAACUCAAUCUCUGCAGAGUAUGGAGUUCUGGAUGAGGUUACAUCAACAUAUGUAGGGAAAAAAGGCUCAGGAAAGCCUGUGGCUGUAAAACCAAAGGACCAACAGGCUGCUGUUAAUGGGGGAGACAUCAUCGAGAAGGGGAAAGGAAGCAGCAGCAGGCCUUCAGCUGAAGUAGACCUUCCGGAGGCUGAAAUUGGAAAGGUGAAAUUGCGGUUUGCUCCAGAACCCAGUGGCUUUCUUCACAUUGGGCACUCUAAAGCUGCUCUCCUGAACCAGUAUUUCGCCCAGAGGUACAGAGGCAAGCUAAUUAUCAGGUUUGAUGAUACUAAUCCUUCCAAAGAAAGCAGUGAAUUUGUGGACAAUCUCUUGAAAGAUAUAGAGACUCUUGGUAUCAAAUAUGAGGAUGUCACACAUACUUCAGACCACUUUCCCAAGUUGAUGGAGAUGGCUGAGAAGUUGAUCAGAGAAGGGAAAGCUUAUGUUGAUGACACACCAAGAGAACAAAUGCAAAAGGAAAGGGGGGAAGGCAUCGAAUCGAAAUGCCGGAGCCACAGUGUGGAAGAGAAUAUGAAACUGUGGAAGGAAAUGAUUGACGCAUCCGAACGUGGGAAACAGUGCUGCCUCCGUGGGAAAUUGGACAUGCAAGAUCCGAACAAAUCUCUGCGUGAUCCAGUUUACUAUCGUUGCAAUCCUGUUCCUCACCAUAGAGUUGGGGACAUAUAUAAGUUGUAUCCAACAUAUGAUUUUGCGUGCCCAUUUGUUGACGCCGAAGAAGGUAUAACUCAUGCGCUCCGAUCAAGCGAGUACCAUGAUCGAAAUGCUCAGUACCACAGGAUUCAACAGGAUAUGGGGCUCAGGAAGGUUCACAUUUUUGAGUUUAGCCGGUUGAACAUGGUAUAUACAUUGUUGAGCAAACGUAAUCUUCGUUGGUUUGUGGAGAAUGGAAAAGUUGAUGGCUGGGAUGAUCCAAGGUUCCCAACUGUUCAAGGUAUUGUUCGCAGGGGACUCAAAAUUGAGGCAUUAGUGCAAUUUAUUCUCGAACAGGGGGCUUCCAAAAACCUUAAUCUCAUGGAGUGGGACAAACUUUGGACGAUCAACAAGAAGAUAGUUGAUCCAGUGUGUCCAAGGCACACUGCUGUUAUUGAAGAAAAGUGUGUGUUGCUGACACUGCGUGAUGGUCCUGAUGCAGCAUUUGUUCGCAUCAUACCUAGACACAAGAAAUAUGAGGGUGCUGGAGAAAAGGCCACAACAUACACAAAGAGCAUAUUGAUUGACCAAGCUGAUGCUCAGUCUAUCUCAGUAAAUGAAGAAGUUACCUUGAUGGACUGGGGGAAUGCGAUUGUGCAGGAAAUUGUGAAGAAUGAAGAUGGAACGGUCAAAGAGUUGUUUGGUGUUCUACAUUUGGAAGGCUCUGUAAAGACCACGAAGUUGAAGCUAACCUGGCUGCCUAAGAUAAAUGAAUUGGUUAAGGUGUCGAUGGUCGAGUAUGACCAUCUGAUCACUAAGAAGAAGCUGGAAGAAGAUGAGAGUUUCAUGGAUGUUCUCAACCCGUGUACAAAGAAGGAGAUUGCUGCUCUCGGUGAUUCAAACAUACGUAAUGUGAAGCAUGGUGAAAUACUGCAGCUGGAGAGGAAAGGUUACUUCAUAUGUGAUGCUCCUUUUGUCAGACCUUCCAAACCCGUAGUUCUCAUUGGAAUCCCGGAUGGCCGUGGUCGCUAAGCCAUGCACUGGUUCGAAGGGCAAUUUAUACAGCAGAAGAAGACUAGAAGAGACUGGAAAGAUGUUUCGUUAUUGAUCUUUCGCUGUCAUGGCCAUGGAUGUCAACCUCUGCUUGUUUGGGUCCGAAAGCUUUUGAGUAGGGUGCUGAGUAUUAACAAUUUCCAAGUUGGGUUGUUUGUAGUUGCUGGAGGCGUUAAUGUUAUUCAUGAAUCUGCAAGGCAUUUUAGUUUAGAACUCCUUGAUUAAGAGAUGAUAACAAUUUCCAAAUUCCAUGUAUACUUUUCAUUGACAAGGGUUUUGAUAGCUUGGUCCAAUUAACUGAGUUUUGGCGGGCAUGACAAGGAUUCUGAAUCCAUUUGCGGAUGUGAUGCUGCUCUCCCUCGUACGUGUAGAAGUUCUUGGCACCUUACCUUCUGAAUUCUCACAAGGGAGAAGGCCAAAAUUCCCAAAUCACUCACUCCCUCCGUUCACCGGCCGAUGGCCAUCGCCGUCUCCUU
Linum tenue is the source of this 3338-nucleotide messenger RNA. NCBI's taxonomy places the organism in Eukaryota, Viridiplantae, Streptophyta, Magnoliopsida, Malpighiales, Linaceae. The record is from the annotation of a GenBank genome assembly.